AUGACUUCCAUUAGUGGUGCAUUCCAGUCCAGUCUACCGGACACACCCACAACGGACAGUAAUAAGAGCAGCUAUGCGGUGGACAUCGGGGGCCCACGACAGAGGCAUAGCACUGACCGCGGUUCCUUUGAGACAGCUCCACUAUCCCAUCACAGCUCACUCAUUCCACGCGUCUUCUCCAGGCGUCGCACGGUGGAUGAUCUGAAUCGAAUUGUCCUCCAAAAAAUUCCCCUCAGUGAUUACUUUAGUGAAUUUGAGAAGGAUGUCCUUCUCUCUACUUGGGCAGUGCUAAGUGAAGAGGCAGACAGGCACACAACCGCCGUAUUCAACUUAGCCUGCCAAAUGUUUCCAGGAUUAAGAAUGCUUUUUGAUAUCCCGUAAGAGGUUUUCUCAUGUUCCAUUUGCAUUUUACAGUUGAUUUCAAAUAGUAAUAAAUCGUUUGUAAGAGUGAAUUUAUCUCCUAUUAGUUUUGUCGCAUUAUUCAAAUUUAUUUAGAAACUAAUUUUGAAAGGAAACGGUUGCAUGUAUAAGGGUUCCAUGGAUAUCCUAUUGAGCUUUGUCACGGUAAUGCAGCACAAUUACUUUGUAGGAGGAUGUAAGGGGAAAAGUUCUGCGUUAAAACAAUUUGUUAUUUUGUUGCCGGAUGUUUUUGAUUAUAAAAUAUAUGAAAACAGCAUACAGCAUGCACGUUUUUCAUUACUUUGACGUAACUAAAAUGUUUUGAUCUCUUUUCACGUAGUCAGCUCUGGAAAUUUAAGGGCAAAACAAAGGGCUGUUACGGAUGGAAGAGUAUGCCUUCAUUUUUAGAGAUACAGCCUCUACAAUAACUUUUCACGACAAAAUAUUUAAUUGUGUCGUUAGUCUGCAUAUUUCAAUGGUAUGAUCACUUUUAAUAACAUAAAAAACACAUAACUGCAUGUGAGGCUUAAGUCAGUCUUUUUCUUUAUAAACUGGCCAAAACUCCUCAACAGUUAUCAAAUGUGUUAAGAUCUAUUUUAUCAUAAUCAAUUUUGUAUGGAUGACUUAGUACAACUAGGUCCGUUGAGGACAAAAUCGUAGCCAUUGGCCCUUAGCUGCGUACACAAGAGUCCUCGGAAAUGCCAGUAUUAUAUCGAUUAUAACGAACGGCAUACUCCAACAAGCCACGAAACAAACCAAAUUAUUUGUAAUAAAACAUAUCUCCUAAGAAGUGGGUCCCAAAUAAUCAAAUCCAGUUUCAGAUAAACUGCUGUUAAUAAAAGAAACAUAGAGAUGCUGAUUAGCUCAUGCCUAUAUUAGUAAGUUGCGGUGACUACGAGUUAAAAUCAUACCCAUUAUUUUAGAACUAAAUCAAAAGAGCGCUAUGUGGCAUUUGGCAUCACUCUUAAACGAGUCAUGUGAAAGUUUGCUGUUUUGUCGCAACAUUCUGCCUCGUUAAGCAAGCACUCAUUUGAAAAUUUUAGUUGCCCAACUGAAGAGAAAGAGAGCUGCGAGAGUGAGGCAGCCAGACGACAUCGCGCGGCCUACAUGAAUAUGAUUAACGACGCAAUUGACUGUUUGGAAUAUCCCCGAGAAGAUUUCUAUGAUGAUCUGCUUGUCGCCGGAGCGCACUAUGCAACUAUUCCGGGAAUGAAAACUGAAUACUUUAAGGUAAACAUAAGGGGUUUAAGUGCAAACUUAAUAUUAUUUUCGAUCAUAAAACUAGCAAAAUGCACAUCUAGAUAUUUGCCACAUCCCGUAUUUUAAUUCCGAAUAACUGCAAAGCAGGAAACUAUAAGCCCACUAUUGUUAUAAGCAGAGUAGAGACUGAAAAACGCCCUGCAACAGCACAAACCUAACAUCUGGUAUCUGAGAUAAUAUCUCCGUUUCACGCAGCGUUGAAAAACAGAUGAAAAUAAAGCAUCGAAGCCACUGCACUACACAGGUUAAGCAACUCUAUCUCAUUCGGUAUAAAACCUGCAACCUACUUAGUAGACCCAAAAAUGCUUUCGAAAAUGCAUCAUUUCUACGAAAUAAUUAAAUCACUCGGUGUAUGCGGUGCUUGCCUCCAAUUGAGAUUUUUAAUUCAAAACUUUGUUAAGCACAAGUAUGUCACAUUAUAUAGAACAUUUUGCAAAAAUAUCAAUAUAAGGACAUUUUCUUCGACAAAGGGGACAGUUUGUAUGACUGCAUGUCGAACAUGGUACACGUUUUAGUAAAAAAUCUAAAAUAUUCGUUUGCGAGGAGUCUAAACUUUAAAAUGGAGGAAAGGGUUCGCAUUAAGGUUUUUGCUUACGCAAUUACUUUGCCUAAAAUUGAAAAUUCUUCGCAUUUUAAAUAAAUAUAUUUUAACACAUCCUUAGAGGUUGCUCUUCCUGGUUGAUAGGUUAAAAUUACUGAGGAUAGGCUUCAUUCGUAUCGUACACCUGGAAGAUGCUGGUUGACUCUUACUGCAUUUUAUGAAACGGUUACAGCACACUUUAUUUCACUUCACUCAUAGGUCAUUAAGAGAGCCACUCUUGUCACGUGGAAUAGCCUCCUGGGCGAGGAGUUCACUGAGGACGUAAAGGAAUCCUGGCAGUCAUUGCUCGAUUAUAUUAUUACUGUAAUAUCUGAGGGCUGUCGUAUCUAUGAACGGGAGGAAGAACGCGCCCUGCUUGACGCCACGCCGGACCUGAACGAGACCCUUCUGCGAACGCUGCGGGCACGACCCAGCGUGGUCAGCAUGACCGAGGAAGAAUGGAAAUUAUUCCAUUCGUUAUGCAGAUGA
Spirometra erinaceieuropaei is the source of this 2728-nucleotide messenger RNA. Lineage: Eukaryota; Metazoa; Platyhelminthes; Cestoda; Diphyllobothriidea; Diphyllobothriidae. The record is from the annotation of a GenBank genome assembly.